UCUUCUUGGGAAUGAAAAUUAAUAAUGUCAUCACAAUAAUUUAGACCUCCAAGUCUAAAAACUAAAGGAGGGCCCACAAGUCACAGCUCCCAACUUGUCAUUCGCCAUUGCUAGGCUUCCCCUCUUUUUAAAAGAAGAACUGAAAGAUGGCCCACAAAACCAUUGGAUUGGACUUUUCGGACUAUUCACCACCUAUACAAAAGAUUCCAAUCUCAGAGUCCUUAAAGCUCGGGCUACUGAAUCCCGGUCUAUUCUUUCAUACCAAGUCAAGAGGGUCCGAUCCUUUAUUUUUUUGGGUCUUUUGGGGGCAAUUCGCAGUGGCAGUGGCAGUGGAUCUCUUCCACCGUUUCGGUCCGUUGGGCAGCCCCGGUUGCCGACCAGGACCAGGCCCAGCUAUAGUCUAUAGGGUAUAGCCUAUGGAAUGAAGCCGGCAUUCGAGAAGGGAGCCCAAGUCAACGGUCAAAACCCCGCCUUGUUUCUUGUUAUAAAGUUGACGUCCCACUCCCACCAUCUUUCCUGUUUUUAAAAGGGAUAAGAACACUGCACUCCAAAAUCCAAAUUACAAGGCUAACAACUAAUCCCACUCCACCACACAAACUAAACUGCUCAAUUUCAGCUACUCUAUCAUCUCUCUGCCAAAUCUAGAAGAAAAGAGAUGCAUCUUCUGACCUCAGAAACCGAUGUCUUCGAUCGCAUCCCCGACCCCAUCGUUCUUCUCAUCUUCAACCACUUAUCCGACAUCAAAUCCUUAAUCCGCUGCCGAGCCGUGUCGAAGCGCUUCAACUCCCUCGUCCUGCAGGCCGACAACCUAGUGGUGAAGGUUGAUCGCGUCAUCUCCAACGAAACUGGUGAGUGGAGCUUCCUACUACACCUCCUCAGGUCUAUACUCCAGUCCUUGCAAGACUUGAUAUCCCUGAGACGACUUCCAAUCCAGCCCCGAAACAGAAACUCUCCCACCGAAAUCCUUCGCGGAUUCGAGAGUAUCAGACGGCUUGUGAUCGAACUUCCGGCUGGAGAUCUCCGUUUGGAGAAGGAUGCGGUUGUGAGAUGGAGGGCGGAGUUCGGGAAAACAUUGAAGAGCUGCGUAAUUUUUGCGGUCCGGACCAUCGGAGAAGCGACUGACGAUGGGGGAGGCAACGGAGGAGACGGGGAUGACAUGGACUUCAACGGUGAAGACGGAGGGGGAGGACUGAAGUUGAGAGUGGUGUGGACGAUUAGCGCUCUGAUUGCGGCUUCGGCGAGACAUUAUUUGUUGAGAGAUGUGAUCAGAGAGCACAGAGAGAUGGAAAGCUUGGUAUUGAAGGACAGAGAAGAGGAGGGGACGAUGGUGAUGGAUAAGGAGGGGCUGAGGGAGUUCAGGGAAGCUGCAGUGGAGGAGGAGGAGGAGCAGGAGGCGAAUCAAGUCAAUAAUAGGACGGUGGGGUGGAAGAAUAGGACGACGGUACCAGCGGUGCGGAUGAGGAUGAUGCACGAGCCACGGCUGGAUCUUCCGGGCGGCGUAAGGAUGAAGGGUGCGACACUGGUGGUGGUGAGUCCCGCAGCCGCACAAGGCCAAGGGACGGAGACAGCAGACGACUCGGCCAAAGAGUCAGAGGAGCAGAAGUUGGCGUUGGAUGCGUUUGGAGGGAUGUUUGGGGAGGCAGCCAAAGCAUUGGUCAAAAGUCGGAGUUACCUGCUUGAGAUGAACUCGUUCUAGAAAUCUAGAGUCCUACUUCCUACGUGUAAUGUAUCUAUUAUAUAUGUAUCAUACUAUCAUAUCAUGUAUGCACGGGGUGGUUUUUCAAUUUUCACUCUACCGUAACUGUUACCAUUAAUUCGUGUAAAACAUGAAUUGUGUGUGAGUUUAUCUUCGUCACACGGCCCACCGUGUAUUGGCAA
This is a messenger RNA of Nelumbo nucifera (sacred lotus), 1878 nucleotides long. Its product is annotated as F-box protein AUF2-like. NCBI's taxonomy places the organism in Eukaryota, Viridiplantae, Streptophyta, Magnoliopsida, Proteales, Nelumbonaceae. Gene Ontology annotation, molecular function: protein binding. The record is from RefSeq and is a predicted model, not a curated record.